AACCUCACCCAUAUGUUUUGCAUAUUUAAGUCAUUGUCAGAAGGAAAUAUGAGUUUGGGAUAUAAAAGGUGGAAAGACAUCCAGGACUGAUCUUUCCUCAGCACAGCAUCAGUAGAGCAUUAUUUGAGAAGAGCAAGAAAUAGGACCAAGAUGGCAAGCCUACAGCUGAUCAACGUUAACUUUCAGCAGAGCAUAAAUGCUACAGCUCACAGAACCAAGGAUUAUGAUACCACAGAACUGGUUGUCAGGAGAGGCCAGCCCAUUUCAUUAGUCUUCAACUUCAACAAACCUAUUCAGUCUGGAGAUAGCCUUACCAUCACUGUCGAAAUAGGUCCCAGGCCAUCUGAAUCCAACAACACCAGGGCAGUGAUGCCAGUUUCCAGUUCUGGUAGUAGAACGAGUUGGAGUGCGGUACGUGGAAACAGCAGUGGCAACUCUCUGCCUGUUACCCUCAACUCUCCAGUAACUGCACCAAUUGGUCGUUACCGGGUAACUGUACAGACAACCAGUGGAUCGCGCACCUCAUCUUCUAAUGUGGGAAACUUUGUCUUGCUGUUUAACUGCUGGAAUUCAGGUGAUGAAGUUUACUUGACCAGUGAGGCAGAAAGGGCAGAGUAUGUGCUCAACGAUGUUGGGUUUUACUGGUAUGGAAAUGCGGAUAGCUUUUCCAGCAGAAGAUGGAUCUAUGGCCAGUUUGAAGAAGAUAUCUUGAACAUCUGCCUUACCCUGUUGGACAGAAGCUCGGUCUACGCCUCAGAUUCAGCUGCAGAUGUCUCUCGCCGAAAUGACCCUCUCCAUGUGGGAAGAGUGAUGAGUGCCAUGGUGAACGCCAAUGAUGGGGACAAUGGGAUAAUUGUGGGGAACUGGAGCGGGAACUACAGCGGAGGAGUGAGCCCUACACAGUGGAAUGGAAGUGUUGCUGUCCUCCGCCAAUGGAUUCGGAGUGGGCCGGUCAAGUUUGGACAAUGCUGGGUGUACGCAGGAGUACUCUGCACAGUACUCCGAUGUUUCGGGAUUCCAGCUCGUCUGAUCAUUAAUUUUGAUUCUGCCCAUGACGUUGAUAUGGAUCUUAUUGUUGAUAACUAUUAUGAUGCUAAUGGAAAAAAGGACAAUACAAGGACCAAUGAUAGUGUAUGGAAUUUUCAUGCAUGGGAUGAGAUGUGGUGUGUUAGAAAGGAUCUUGGAAAUUUCUAUAAUGGAUGGCAGAUUCUAGAUUCAACUCCUCAAGAACCAAGUGGAGGUGUGUACCGCUUGGGACCAUGCGCUCAGAAAGCUGUAAAGGAAGGAGAUGUGGACCUCAAGUUUGACACCCCAUUUGUGUUUGGAGAGGUGAACGCUGACACAAACCACUGGGUGAUAAAUAGCGAUGGAUCAAGAAGGCUGAUCUAUUCAGAGCCUCAAGCAGUAGGACGGAACACCAGCACCAAGGCUGUUGGUUCUUUCUCACGUGUAGAUGUCACUCAAGAAUACAAAUACGCUGAAGGCACUCCUAAGGAAAGAGAGAUAUUUCUUAAGGCUAAGAAUAAACUGCGAUCUGCAGCCGGUUUUUCAGGGGCCAGUGCCCGUAUGGCAUCAAUGUCACUCCGUGAUGCACAACCAGAAGCGGCAGCAGUUAAACCUGAAUUUUCGGGCAUUUUUAAGAACAAAGAAACACAGGUCGGUGAGGAUCUGAUCAUGCAACUUAUUCUGAAAAGCACAUCCACUAACACCAGGACUGUGAAGGCCAAUAUGACGGCUUCCUCCAUAGUAUACGACAGUACGGUAGUCAAGCAGAUCAGAACUGAAUCACAGUCUGUAACAUUGAAACCAAUGGGAGAGCAAACUAUCCCUUUUACAAUAACAUACCCUCAGUACAAAAAUGCCAUAACUUCAGGCAACAUGAUCCAGGUUGCGGCUGUGUGUGAAGAUGAAAUGGGAGGAAGACUGCUGGUCAAUAAAGUAGUUAUACUGGAAAACCCACCUCUGCUGAUCAGGGUCAACGAACAAGCUAGAUUGGAUAAAAAAACAACUGUGGACGUAAUAUUCACUAAUCCCUCUAAAGAGAAUGUCGAAGACAGCAUGGUCACAAUUGAGGGACCUGGCCUAAUAAAGGGAGCCACUGUUGCUAAUGUGCCACUUCUAAAGCAAAAUCAAAGAGUCACCAUUGAAUGUGAAAUCCAACCCACCAGAAUCGGAGAGAAGAGCAUUUUGAUAGAUUUUUCGUCCAAGAAAUUCCCCAGCGUUAAAGGUUUUCAGUCUGUUCCUGUGGCGUCAUGUUAAAAAAAUAUAUUUUUGAAUAGACAAUGAAUACACUAUAUGUAUUAGACAGUCUACAUUAUAAAUGCUACAGGUAGUCUCCGAUUUGUAUAUAUGUGGGACUCAUUAGGGUGAGAUUUAAGGGGUUAUCCAAAAAUAACAUAGGUGAUCAAUGUCAGAUUAUCUGAGGUGCAUCUGCUGGGGUCCCGGUGAUUCUGUGAACAGAGUUACCUGUUUGUAUGGAGCAGUAGUGUGCAUAUUGGUCUACACCGCAUUCACUUCUAUUGGACUAAUAUAGACUCUUUCAGUCCCAUAGAAGUGAAUGGAGUGGUAGACCGAUAAGUGCCGGAUCUCUUCCUUCAGAGAGGGGACUCAUGGAACCGAGCACUGGGGAUCCCGGUGGUUGGAUUGGCCCACCAGAAUACCAGUCGAUCUUCUGGUGGGACCAAUCUAUGAAGCCAUAGUGGGCCCUAAAGGUCCAAGCGAUAAAUCCCAUUUGGAGUUGCCUUUGGAGCCAAUCACUUUCCAUUAGGGUCUAUCUCUGAGACUCAAAACCUAUUUGACUUUAUUGAUCGUAUAGAGUCUUGACCCAGAGAAUAAUUUCCUCUGGUGGGCCCAGGAAACCCCAGUCCAACACUGCUCCAGUGAUCCAAUAUUUUUCACCUAUGCUUUUCAUAGCCCUUUUAAUAAAUGUCAUAAAUCAAAUCUAAUCAAUAAACCCAGUUUCGAUAUAUCUGACAGCUUCAGCUCUGCUACACCUGUAGUUAUCAUAGUCACAUUCAUUGAAUGCUUCAUUUGCUCCGCACACAACUUUGCAGGAUUUCAGAUUUUGUUCAUCUAAUAAAAAGUCUUCCAAACUAAAGUAAUCAAAACUCUGUGUAAUAGAAAAUGAUACAUGCAAAUAAACAGAACAUGAUGAAUGGG
This is a messenger RNA of Bufo bufo (common toad), 3159 nucleotides long. Its product is annotated as protein-glutamine gamma-glutamyltransferase E-like. Gene Ontology annotation, molecular function: protein-glutamine gamma-glutamyltransferase activity. The record is from RefSeq and is a predicted model, not a curated record. NCBI's taxonomy places the organism in Eukaryota, Metazoa, Chordata, Amphibia, Anura, Bufonidae. The transcript has 13 exons. Gene Ontology annotation, biological process: peptide cross-linking. The coding region runs from base 151 to 2259 and encodes 702 amino acids.